AUGACUCCCUACUCCCAACCCCUUUCCCUUCCCAACCGCGAAAUUCGCAUCCUCAUCCUUCAACCCCUAAGCCAAGGCACCCCAAUUCAAUGCACUGUCGAAACCAUCUCUCUCCUCUCCCAUCCUUCAUACGAAGCAUUAUCUUAUGUCUGGGGCGAUGCCUCUAUCCGACAAACCAUCACAUUCAAUGACACUCCCUUCUCCGUUACUCAAAAUCUGGCUAUUGCACUACAUCAUCUCAGGCUACCUCUUAAACCGCGAAGACUUUGGGUUGAUGCUAUCUGUAUCAAUCAAUCCGAUAAUAAAGAACGCAAUGAACAGUUAGGUGAGACCUUUGAGGGGUGUGAGGAGGCUUUUGAUUUGAUGUCUAGAAUCGCUAUUGCGAGUACAGAUGAAAUUAUGGAAGAUGAGUCCCAAACCAUGUUUUCCUUUUAUUUUGAGCUUGUUAAGAAAGAAUGGUUUACUCGUCUGUGGACCAUACAAGAACUGGCACUAGCGGAUCAGGAGCCUCUAGUUGGUUGUGGAUCUACCUGGACUACCUGGAGUGUACUGUCAGAAGUCUGGCAAAAAGUUGCAAUGAUAGAAUUCACGAAGAUGGGAAUGAUUAUGAUGGAACGUGGCGAUGAAAAUGAGAAUACACACAAGACUGCUGUUUCGCAGGGUGUACGCACCAGUGCUAUCAAAAUUGAUCUUCUCAAUAAUGUACGCACGGCAGUUACUGAUAAAAAGGGUGAAGAUCUCCGGGAUCUAUUACUCAACACCGUUACAUCUAAAGCAACAGAACCUAAAGAUAGGAUAUAUGGUUUACUCGGCAUGAUGGGUUCCUCAGACCGAAAAACCAUCACAGUAGAUUACAGUCGAUCUCUAGGAACAAUUUACGCAGACGCCAUAUCCCACAUCUUUCAUAAAGGAAUAGGACCUUUCUUUCUUGCUGGUUUGGAACUAGCUGGUCCAAAUCCCCCAUUCCAAUAUUCUUCCUUUCCAUCAUGGGUGCCAAGGUUAGGCAGUGAAUCUCUUCUUCAUCCUACUCUCUAUCAUCCCCCAGGUAUAGGAGUCUCGGGAGCAGGCAGCACUGCCAUCAAUGGCCACAUAUCUCCCGAUCUCAAAACCCUCUACAUAAGAGGUCUUCCCAUCGAUACCAUUGCCGAAAAAUUUACCUUUGGCCCAGAUGAUAAAUGUCUCACCCAACUCGCCCACAUCGAAGAAAUGGUUCUCAAAGCAAAAAAUCUCGCGACCCUCCACUCACAUCAUCGCCCCUACCUCCACACCUUCAAAACCAAAGAACCAGUAUGGAGAACCCUCAUCACAAACAAACUCUACACCGGAGCCGGCCGUGGAGUUGCACCAGAAGCUUAUGGCGAGAUGUACAACAUCCUACUAAACGAUAAUUCGCAGGACCGCAACACCAAUCAUAAUAUUUCCUGUCAAAACAACGAUAGCUCGCACAACGACGAUGAGAGAAUUAGAGACUAUAGACUCUCUCUCCUAAACUGCCUCCCGAACUCCGCUUUCUUCAUCACCACCACGGGGUUUUAUGGCAUGGCUCCUAAGUCGAUAGAAACUGGAGAUCAAAUAGCGAUUUGGUUUGGGGCAGCUGCUCCUUUUGUUUUGAGAAGGUGGGAUGUGAAGGGACAAAACCCUUCGCAUGAUAUUGAUAGUAAGCAAUCCGAUACUGCAAAAGAAGGACAAAGCCACCGAGAAGGAAACGAAAAAGAACAAAGUGAGAUCUUUGCAGCAGUAUCCGUAGCAUAUGUAGCAGGUAUCAUGGAUGGAGAAAUAGUCGAUGAGGUGUAUUGUGAGGAUUUGGAAGAAGAUGUUGUGUUUACUGUUCGAUAG
Molecule: messenger RNA, 1836 nt
Organism: Botrytis deweyae
Lineage: Eukaryota; Fungi; Ascomycota; Leotiomycetes; Helotiales; Sclerotiniaceae
Exons: 2
Coding region: 1-1836 (611 amino acids)
Source: RefSeq, a predicted model, not a curated record